Molecule: messenger RNA, 470 nt
Organism: Phytomonas sp. EM1
Lineage: Eukaryota; Euglenozoa; Kinetoplastea; Trypanosomatida; Trypanosomatidae
Source: the annotation of a GenBank genome assembly
CCGUAUCUCUUUGCUAACCCACACAAGUGGGGAGAUGUAGCACGCAUAAAAAGCUUUCGUUACACCUCCUGUAGGGUUCUCGGAAAAGCAGUUUCGGAAUCCGGGAAAGAGUAAAACUAGAACGCAGUAGGAGUGAGUGCGCUUUGCCAUAUAAAUCCAUGAUGCCCGUAGUCUACACUUUCUCCUAACCUCAUCGCGGAAGAAUCUCAUUAGGGAAAGCCUGGGGCUGUGCAAAGCAAGGAAGGAAGGAGAUUCUAAGAGUGGUCGUUAAUAUAUCCUAGGGCUGAAUGGGUGGCAAUGUGGAGAGUUAUUGGACAGCAAAACUCAUUUCACGUCCGACGGCUGUAUCAAGGCAGCUGGUCAUGCCCAAAUGUGGACCUCCUCCCCCCUACCUCUUAGAUAUCGUGGAAGGAAUAAUACAAAGUAAACGGAAGUAUCUCUUUUCCAUUGAUUCCCUCUUGAAACCAUGA